Molecule: messenger RNA, 627 nt
Organism: Hydatigera taeniaeformis
Lineage: Eukaryota; Metazoa; Platyhelminthes; Cestoda; Cyclophyllidea; Taeniidae
Source: the annotation of a GenBank genome assembly
AAAAGGACAUCGGAAACUAUCUCCAAAUUGUUUUCGCUUCAAGCCAAAGAGGCCACUCUAAUGGAGCCACAAGGCGGUCCUUUGAACCCUUCUAUCCGUGAGAAGCAGCUCACUUUCGACGCUCUUCAGCACUACCAAGAGCGAUGCAUACCCGUCGAACUUGUUCAACGUGGAGACAUAAUUAAGAUAUUACCUGGUGAGAAGGUGCCUGUGGAUGGUCACGUGGUGUUGGGCACCUCCUCCUGCGAUGAGUCUAUGCUGACGGGAGAGUCUAUGCCUGUUCCCAAGACUGUUGGCAACGUUGUAGUGGGUGGUGCCAUAAACCUCACCAGUCUCCUCUACGUUCAAGCAACACACAUUGGCAGUGAAUCCACCCUUGCACAGAUUAUCGCACUGAUUGAGGAUGCACAGUCCUCUAAGGCUCCGAUUCAACAGCUGGCUGAUCGCAUUUCUGCCAUCUUUGUACCUUGCAUCAUCUUCCUCUCGCUGGCAUCGUUAAUAUUUUGGGUUGUGCUUGGAUUCUCCCGACCGUCGUCAAUCCCUGGGUACACUGUAAGCAUCAUUGCUCUCUUAUGUGAAAGAUGCAUGUACAAGUUUGGGUUCAUUGAUAAAGGGCACACUGCCUGA